Conger conger (European conger) is the source of this 2258-nucleotide messenger RNA. It is a transcript of the gene clec14a, whose product is annotated as C-type lectin domain containing 14A. NCBI's taxonomy places the organism in Eukaryota, Metazoa, Chordata, Actinopteri, Anguilliformes, Congridae. Bases 342 to 1544 code for a protein of 400 amino acids. Gene Ontology annotation, molecular function: calcium ion binding. The record is from RefSeq and is a predicted model, not a curated record. Gene Ontology annotation, biological process: positive regulation of axonogenesis. Gene Ontology annotation, cellular component: cytoplasm. The transcript has 2 exons.
ACAUACGUAUGAAGACUGAGAAACCAGUUGUCACAUGACUCAAGCAGACUCAGUGUCCUACGGAGUACUCCUGCUGGAUACGCCGAUGACUUUAACUGCACCCUUGACUCGUAUGAACGCUGCAAUUGUUUCGAUAUCCCACCCUGGAGGACGUGGACGGCCGUAUCGAUUCGGAGCACACAUCCUGUGCUUGUUAUCUCGGGAGGACCCCUUAGGGUGUGGCUAAGAAAGAGUCUGGGAAAAAAAAUUGUCGGCACUCAUUCUCUCCUAGAAUAAGCCAGAGAGAGGGUUGCUAGCCUUGGAGAGCCGCAGAAGAUUUGGGCUGAUUUCAGAGAGGAGUGAUGGAGCGUUGGAUCUGCUUUUUGGGUUUUCUGAGAGUAACCUCCUGUCUAACCAACGUGCUCUAUAAUCUCCACUCUAAGGAGGCCAGCUUCGACCAAGCACUGAAAACCUGCCAGCUCGACGGCUAUCUGACAGACAUGGCAGAGGAAGAAGAGGCCAAAAAUAUCAUAUCGCUUAUAGAGGGCCGAAUUAACCAUGCGGGUACCCAUCAGUUCUGGAUGGGCCUGAGGAAGACAAAUACGGAAUGCAUUCUGAACGAUCUACCGCUGAAGGGGUUCAAAUGGACCGUGAGCGACAGCAGCGAAACGAACGUAAGCAAGUGGAAGAAGACUCCGGAUGAAACCUGCACUUCCGUGCUGUGUGGACUCCUCACUGUGGAUUACAAAGAGAACACAGUGACAGACUGGGGCUGGAUAGGGAGCAGCUGCAGGGAAGAGCAUCCAUUUAUAUGCAGAGUAAAUAAGCAAAUGGCUGAAACAUCACAGCCUGAAUGUGAAAAACCGACAAUCUUUCAGGCUUUGAAGCUUUUAAAAGUGGAGCAUAAUCCCCUACUACUGGAAGUCCACUGUCCAUCCAACGACACAUUUAUCUUAACGUGCUCCCCAGGUAAUAAAGAGUGGAUGCUGGGAAGCGGGUCAGGUGACAUAACGGAGAUUUGCCUUGCGUGCAACCCAGGGUAUACCAGGAGUGACAUGGGGAGCUGCAUUGAUAUCAAUGAAUGCGCGAAAAAGCCGUGUGAGUCGGGCUGCACCAACACGGAGGGCUCUUACGUCUGCACAUGCGACGCAGCCAUGGGAUACGAGCAGAGUGAGGACUCAAAGUCAUGCAAAAAACUGCUGAGCCCAACAGAGGCUCCGGCCAGCAGCACCACCACCGUCCAGUCCUUGCCCCCUACCCACCCGACUCCCCAGGCCACGAAUGGAAAGGGUUCUACAGUCACCCUCCCCCCAGGUCCUGCCCCUACCACAGGCUCCAGUGUGAAUCUGGAGACCUCUGAGGCCAAAUUCAGUAUCUGGAUCCCAGUGGUGGCAGCAGUACUAGCGCUAUUGUUUUUGGUGGUGAUCGCCUUGAUUAUAGUGAAAUGCUGCCGUAGGAAGCGGUCAAAGAAGCUGUCUAAGGAGAAGGGGGGCAAGUGGAAGGAAACGGUUGUCCUGAAAGCUGCAGACUCACUGGAAGAGAUCAACCAAAAGGAGAUUGUGUGAGAGAACCUGCUUUUGGACACUUACUGAAGGGGGUGAUUCAGUCAAUGACAAUUUCCAACUGUAUAGGUAUAUAGAAGUAAAGCCUGCCUUAAAUUUGAUUAGAUGUACUUGUGUUUUGUACUUGUUUACUGGUUAAAAAAUGACUUAUAGUCUUUCGGGCUAUGAGGGCACUACAUGACGAAAUAGUUCUCUGCAAGAUUGUAGAAAUACAGUGUGGCCUGUUUACGGGUAGAGUGUGAGUGUGUACUGUAUGUGUGCGAGACCUGGAUUAAAUCAACAUUUUACUUCAACUCAUAAAUUGAAUGUACAUAAUUGAUGAGUUAAGCAAUCACCAAAAUAGUUCUUCAUAAAUCAAUGCUAAAAACAAAUCUUACCAUGAUCCAGGCCUGUGUGUUUGUUUAAGUCAAAAUCAAAGUUUGUAGUUUCAAGUCAAUUUAAAGGCUUGGUUUCUUUCGUGUUAUUUUCUAGCUGUACACAAUGGUGUUUAUAUCAUUAAAGCAUUAUAAUUAUGAAUAGUUUUACAAAUUGUUGUUCUGAAAUAUGUAAGUUUGUCAAUUGAUAUACAAAAAUGCAUUCAUUUUUACUAAAGUAUAACCUAUUUAUGUAUGCUGUUUUAUCUUUCUUUCCCUUCCCUUCUUGCUUCCUCUUCUAUAUAAUAAGAUACAUUUAUCCAUGAUGAGAAAACUGAAUAAAAACACUAUUAGUAUGUGAAAA